Molecule: messenger RNA, 3433 nt
Organism: Pseudophryne corroboree (corroboree frog)
Lineage: Eukaryota; Metazoa; Chordata; Amphibia; Anura; Myobatrachidae
Gene: PWWP3A
Product: PWWP domain containing 3A, DNA repair factor
Exons: 15
Coding region: 506-2389 (627 amino acids)
Source: RefSeq, a predicted model, not a curated record
AGUAGUUGGGUCACUGGGAGGGGCGACUCCGGGUAGGGGAGUGUGUGCUUGUCAGUCAUCCGCGAGGCGGUUUUGGAGCACAACAAGCGCCGACCCGGAGCAAUCAGAGACCUACAGGUCUGUGAGAUACCCGGCCUACAUGGAUUGAGUUGAUGAUAAUCCUUGGUGUAUGUGGCCAGUAGCUGGUCCAUUACAAAGCUCCAUAACAGAACUACAUGAAGGUGAAUGAUGGAAGUGCCCAAGUACAUCUUCUGCGAGUGGGAGAGUCGCUUAUGGCCAGCAAAGUUUGUCCGUCUCCUCAGGCACAGAUUACUAGAGUCUGGUAGGAGGGGCAUAGAGGGAGGAGCCAGCCCACACUAUCAAAUUCUUAAAGUGCCCAUGGCUCCUAGUGGACCCGUCUAUACCCCAUGGUACUGAAUGGAACCCUAGUAUCCUCUACGGACUACGAGAAAAGUAUUUACUGGUUGUGUCAAAAGCCAGGCACCUACCGAAGAACAACGAGCUGAUGGUAAAGAUAUUUGCAGUGAAUGAAAAGAUAAAUGUGAAGUUCCCCGAUACAAAGCCCUUCCUGAGGGUUGAGUUAGACAAAAUUGGUGAAACGCUAGACAGGACUGAGAACUGUGAGGAAACAAAGGAAGAACUGACCUAUCGGAGAGCUUUGAGGGAAGCUCUAGAAAUCAUUUCACGAAUUUCGAAGUCUGUAACUGAGAAUGUUGACAAAUUAAAGGAGUCUACAAGUGCAGGUUCUCAAAUAUGUAUAAAGACAGAGACAACUAAUGAGGGAAAAGAGUGUGAUUCGUCUACAGUCAUCACUGAGCAAAAGAGAGCGAGAAAAAGAAGUAAAGCAAAAGGGGACCUGAAAACCAUAAAAGAAAGAGACUUUAGUACAGCCACCACUAAUGAACUCUCUGUGUAUCCCAAGGGACUUGGCACAAAAACUCUGUCACCAUUAACUAAGCCAAGACAUAUAGACAAUAGAAAAAUAAGUAGAAAAAGGCAGCUAGACACUGACGAAGAUUUCUGUGGAAAAAUAACGACACUUAAUGUUCUAUCCCAUUCAAAUAUUACAGCAGACCAGCAAUGCUCGCCUAAAAAUGGAAUCGCAAGGGGAAAAUUAAAGGGCUCUCCCUGUUCAGCAAAGGAGGUGGAUCACUUAAUCACAGCCAGUGUUACAGGUAACCGUGGGUCAGGCAAAAUAUGUCCCAUGCACAGCAGACGACGUGUGAACAAAAACAAAGUUCAGAAGAUCAUUACAAAAUCACUGGCUACGUCUUCGGCCACUGACACAUGGCACGAUAUGCCAGAGGAGAGAGGAUUAUCAUCUUCUUCUGAACUGUCUAUGGAAAUCAGCUCUCCAGAAAGCAACUUUUUGGAUCUAAUUUCCCAACAGGAUGAUACAGAGGAAGAUAUACAGCUGCCAGUCAUUGCGCUCCAACAAGAACCAGUUUCCUUUGUGCCUGGGUCAUUUGUCUGGUGUAAAUAUCAGCGCUUCCCAUACUGGCCAUCAUUGGUACAAGCCGUGUAUAGUAAGGACAAGAAGGUCCGUGUAAUAUUUCUGGAUCAUUCCCUUUGUGAACCCAAUGAAAAAAAGCAAAGUUACAAAGUUGCAUUUCAUGCAUUAAAGCAUUAUGACUGCCCAGAGAAACAGCAAUUGAUGGAAAAUCCUUAUAAAGAUUAUUCGAAGUUCUUUGUCUGGUGUAAUGCUGUAAUAUGUGACUAUAGGAUCCGCUUGGGUUGUGGUUCUUUUUCUGGUUCUUUUAUAGAUUACUGCACUGCAGACAUCAGUUUGCCAGUGCGGCGAGAACGUGAUGAUGACAGGAAAUGGAUAUUUUCCUCCUCAAUAAACCCAGGAAGUAGCGACCUUCAGCCAGAGAUGGCUGACAGCAAGCCCAAUGUUAAGAGGAAGCUGCUCCCAGACCGUAAACGGGCAGCCAGGGACCGGGAAAAUAUAAAGUUGGUGGACUAUAUUGUAAGGACUAAGCGGGCAGAGAAUCAUCUUUUAGGUAUCCUUAAGGGGAAGAAAAAGUCAAAAUGGUUAAAGAAGUUCCAGUCCUCUAUCCGGCGUGUGAAUUGCCUUGAGACAUAUCUUGAAGAUGAAGAUCAGAUGGAGCUUGUGGUGGCAUAUCUACAAACUCUCUGUGGGAAUAUGAACAAUGCAGAGAAAAAGCUAAUGAAUGGAGAUCAAACGAGAUUUGUCCUUGAGGUGCUACUUCCAGAGGCUGUCAUUUUUGCUAUAUCUGCCACCGAUCAAAUCAAUUAUGAGAAAGCAGAAAUGAAAUACUUAAAAGGGCCUUCUGUCAGUAAAAGGGAACGAAAACAGUUUGAGGAACAGAUUUUGGAAAAGAAGAGAUUGUCAGAAAAUCUGGACUGUGAAAAGGGAUCAAAUUAACUACAGAGUGAAAGUUCUUUUUCCAGAUAACUUCUGAUCUCCAGCUGAUGAACUGGCUGUGCCUGCUUGUCCUGAUCUCGCGUUCUCUUAUUCUGUAAUCGGGUGUUUGUUAUAUGAAUAUACUAAGAAGAGAAUGUUGUACAUUCCAGUGUUUGACCAGAGCAUCCUUGUAAUGCAGUGACAUGCUACCAAGUAAAUCGCAACUGUUAAAAGCCGUUUUGUACUAGAAGUAUUUUCCUGAAACACACUAAGUUUACCCUGAGUGCCUCUGCACAUCUGCUUUUGUGGGGAUCAACUAUUCUAUUGGUAUGUACCAAUGCUUCUGUUAUACAUACUGUACAUGAAAACAGUACACCACUCAGGGUCUACCUGUCCUUUUUCCAUCCGUUUAUAAAUUGAGAGCAAGAAUCUGGUUUGUCUUUCUAUGCACUAAUUUUUAUAAUUAACCUUCACUAUGUGUAGAAAUAUUCUGCCAAAGUAUUUUCAGUGUGAAGUCUGAUGCUCAUCAUGUUGUACCUGUCGCCUUACAUUAAUGUCAAAUAAUCAAUUCAUAAUUACUGUUAUUGAUUAUUUUCUUUAUAUUGCUUGAUCUUUUGUUGGAAGAGAGUGAUUACAGAGUAAAACAUUUGCCCACCAGGGCUUACCUACCUACAUGCUAUAUAUAAAUUCUUGUAGAAACCAUGACAUUAUGAAAUCGCACAUCCUGUUAAUUCUGUAUAAUUUUAUAAUCUGGAAAUUACAAUCAUGCACACAGAUAUGAAUAUGUCCUGAUUCUACUGUUUGCUAGUCCUCCCAUAGGGAAUACAUACGUACAUCUAGUAUUAAUUGCACUAGUACAGUAUUAUUGAUGGCCAUCAAGAGGAAAUCAGGAAUUCUUGAGUAGUGUGUUGUACAUUAUCCGCAUUGGUCCCAUCAGCAUUAUUUUUAGGUUGUAAAUGUUUACCCUUUUUUAUUUUAUUUUUUUUUGUGAAUAUUUCCUACUGUUUAACAGAAGAUCUCUAUAAAUAUUUUGUUACAUGCCAACAAAUAAACCUUUUACAUGCA